AUGCAGAGCUAUGACACGCACACGCACAGUCUCAACUGCACCACAACAGAGCACCCCACAUACACGAGAAGGGAUACAGACACACACAACAACAACAACACGGAAGACUCUGCAUCGGGGGGAGGGACUGAGGCGAGUGCAGAGCAUGUACAGACGCCCACACACGCACACGCACAUGUCUGCCCCCAUACAAACAAAGGCGCUUUCAUCAAGAGCGCUCAGGACAAGGCCGUGUAUGCCACACACCGGGUGGCGCAGAGGUACCGAACUUCACCGUAUGAACUGGUCUCG
Molecule: messenger RNA, 291 nt
Organism: Sphaeroforma arctica JP610
Lineage: Eukaryota; Ichthyosporea; Ichthyophonida
Exons: 1
Source: RefSeq, a predicted model, not a curated record